AUGCCGCUGGGACUUCGGGGCAAGAAGAAAGCCGGGCCCAAGGACGCGUCCAAGCUGAUGGAGGGCGAGCGGGUCGCUCGGAGCACUGGGAGCGCCCGGCCCCUGCCCCUGGAGCUCCAGCCCAAGCCCAAGCCCAAGCUGGUGUUCCACACGCAGCUGGCACACGGCAGCGCCACGGGCACAGUGGAGGGCUUCUCUAGCAUCCACGAGCUUUACGCCAAGAUCGCCCAGGUGUUCGAGAUCUCGCCCUCCGAGAUCUUGUACUGUACUUUAAGCACUCCCAAGAUUGACAUGGAAAGACUCUUAGGAGCACAAAUCGGUCUGGAAGAUUUCAUAUUUGCCCACGUGAAAGGAAUUCAGAAAGAAGUGCAUGUGUAUAAAUCAGAAGACGCCCUUGGCCUCACCAUCACAGACAAUGGCGCUGGCUAUGCUUUCAUAAAGAGAAUUAAACACGGCAGCCUGAUGGACACAGUGAAGACCGUCUGUGUGGGGGAUCACAUCGAGGAGAUAAAUGGCCAGAACAUCGUUGGGUGGCGGCACUAUGAUGUCGCCAAGAUGCUCAAAGAGCUAAAGAAAGAGCAGUCAUUUUCGCUCAAGUUGAUAGAGCCUAAGAAGGCUUUCGAAAUACAGCCAAGGUCGGGGACUGGGAGGACGACGGUUGGAAAUAUCGCCUCUGGCAAGGGAACCCUACGGCUGAGAUCAAAAGGUCCCGCCACUGUAGAAGAGCUGCCUUCAGAGUCAGAUGAGAAAGCCAUUAAGAAGGUGGAUUCUUUUCUGGAAUUAUACCUGGGUGUCGGAGAUAUUGAACUAGCUGCAACAAUAUUUGAAGCCGGAAAGGACAAGUUGAACCCAAAUGAAUUUGCCGUAGCGCUGGACGAGGCUCUUGGAGACUUUGCCUUUCCAGAUGAAUUUAUCUUUGAUGUGUGGGGUGCCAUUGGUGAUGCCAAGCAAGGGCAAUUACAGUGAGACCAAAUGCUUUUCUUCAAAAGCCUUCAUUAGUAGAAGCUCCAACUAUCAUUUCUUGAAACAAGAUCAACAACAUUUAUGUACAAUGAGAUUUC
Vombatus ursinus (common wombat) is the source of this 1061-nucleotide messenger RNA. It is a transcript of the gene GIPC2, whose product is annotated as GIPC PDZ domain containing family member 2. Gene Ontology annotation, molecular function: protein binding. The transcript is spliced from 6 exons. NCBI's taxonomy places the organism in Eukaryota, Metazoa, Chordata, Mammalia, Diprotodontia, Vombatidae. The coding region runs from base 1 to 966 and encodes 321 amino acids. The record is from RefSeq and is a predicted model, not a curated record.